Messenger RNA from Echinostoma caproni, 1806 nucleotides. Lineage: Eukaryota; Metazoa; Platyhelminthes; Trematoda; Plagiorchiida; Echinostomatidae. The record is from the annotation of a GenBank genome assembly.
AUGAGUCUCGCCGACAUGCUGGAAGAUAGAAAAAAUUAUCCUUUCACCGAACUAGACGUCGUCUUUGGUGUUUAUCAGCUGACAGAUGCUCUGCGGUUCUUGCACAGCACACAAGGCAUGAUGCACGGCAAUAUCAACCCGGGUUCCAUUCUCAUCGUCCAACAGGGUCUGUGGAAGUUGGCCGGAUUGAAUUUUAUGGAGCGUAUAGUAGACACAACCAAGGUUUCUCCGAAGUUUACUGGGUGUUCAGCCAAACUACCCAGGGCAGCACAACCCAAUCUUGACUUUGUUGCCCCAGAGGCCCAGUUGCACAACUCCAUGUCUCCAUUGGCCGAUAUGUUCUCCGUCGGGAUGGUGUUGUGUGCCAUUCACAACGAAGGGCAUUCGCUUAUCGAAUCAGAGCAGAAUCCCACAGUUUAUGUAAGAAAGUUGACUGAAAUGCCGAUGAAAUUUGAUAAAAUCAGUGAACGCCUCCCAAAAGCUUUGGUGGAACCCGUGCGCAAAAUGAUCAGCCAAGAUGUUCGUGAUCGCCCAACUUCACAAUUGUUCGCACUACUGAAAGUUUUCAACGAGCCGACAGUGCUCUCGUACGAAAGUUUGAUCACAUUGGAAGAUCGUUCUUUGAACCAAAAAAAGGAAUUCUUCAAUCGCUUCUCAAAAGUUGUCCCAGAAUUUGAAACAACAAUUCGUUACGAGCGGAUUCUUCCGAUGCUGCUACGCUGGUACAACGACUCGCCCGAGUUGACCCCAUUCGUGCUUCCACCUUUGCUGACCAUGGUCCAUGUGGCUGACAAAUCGGAUUAUGAACAGCAUCUACGAUCGCAUUUGAACUCCAUCUUGUCCUCAUCAAAAUCAUUACAAACGUCCAUUGUUCUUAUGGACCUCAUUGAGUUCUUCAUUCCCCGACUUACCAAAACCGACAUUGAGAAAUAUGUGAUUCCAGAACUUUUUAUUUGUCUGGAACCUACCACAACAAAAACAAUUGAGACUGUUCAGAACGCGAUUUCUGUCCUACCAAACUAUAUGACAGAGGAACAACUGAAGAAACUCAUAUUGCCUCGAUUGCGGGAUAUAUUCUGCAGACUUUCAUCUACUCCCAAAUUCCGAUCACUCAUGGAUGUCAUUCGUAUAAUGCUGGAUACGAUUGACAGACAAAGGACAUACGAACUCAUGUUGGAGGAGCGAAAGUCACAAAUUGGAAGCUGCACGAAUAUCAGUAAUUCUGCUGGUCACAUACGCAAUCUACCGCUGAUAGCCAUGCAACGACCCACAAUGGACGGUGAUUUUAUGAACGGGGAUCUGGAAUCAAACAAAUAUUCACGUUCUAGUCUAAGAGGAAUGGAGUUUCGGAGAAGUUCCGGCAGUGAAUUCGUUAGCGCUCGACAAUGGAACCGUACAAAUCCACCCCUACAGCGUUUGCGUUUGUCGGGAAAUCGUUCUGAAAGUGUACUGUACAAUAUGCGACAACGGGGAUCAAUGUCCAGCGCUGAUCGCAUCAACUGGAAUGAAGCUUCAAGCAAUUCAUUCACGUCCUAUCGAGCUCAUUCAAAUAUCAGCUCACGCAUGGGGGGAGGCAGUCCCUUUUACAUAGCGAGCCCGCUGACCAGUGGCCUGCCAAUCAGCAGACGACAUUCAGGGAAUUUGCCCGCUCGCGGGACGGUCAGUCAGCUAGAUAUGGAAUUGCACUGUUUCGAUAUGUUGAAGUACGCGCAAAAAGGAGUUGAUAUUUGGAGCGUGUUCGGGGAUUUGAGAGGGCUUUCGCGAUAUCUUGCUGCAGAGGAAAUGAUGAUUGGGGGCGAAUUAUAA